This is a messenger RNA of Tripterygium wilfordii, 2852 nucleotides long. RefSeq names its product pyrophosphate-energized vacuolar membrane proton pump-like. Gene Ontology annotation, biological process: proton transmembrane transport. The record is from RefSeq and is a predicted model, not a curated record. Gene Ontology annotation, molecular function: diphosphate hydrolysis-driven proton transmembrane transporter activity; inorganic diphosphate phosphatase activity. The transcript has 8 exons. Gene Ontology annotation, cellular component: membrane. The coding region runs from base 183 to 2477 and encodes 764 amino acids. Lineage: Eukaryota; Viridiplantae; Streptophyta; Magnoliopsida; Celastrales; Celastraceae.
UAUUCCAAUCAACCAAACCAACACACAGAUCUGGCACUGAUACACUCCCUCUUAUCAUCUCCAAUACCACACGCCCACCUCCUCAUUUGUAUAUAAACUGCUCCACAUCGUCAGCUUACUUCCUUCGCCUCCAUAACCAUCUCUCCCACACUUUCGUUGAUUUGGUUCUUGUGUUUUAAGUUAUGGGUUCGGGGAUCAUGCCAGAUCUUGCUUCCGAGAUCUUGAUUCCGGUGUGUGCCGUUAUAGGCAUAGCCUUCGCGUUAGUUCAGUGGGUUAUUGUCUCUCGCGUUAAGCUCUCACCGGGAAGAGGCUCGAAUGGUAGAGGGAAGAAUGGGUACUCUGAUUGCUUAAUCGAGGAGGAAGAAGGACUCAAUGACCAUAACGUCGUACUCAAAUGCGCUGAAAUCCAGACUGCAAUCUCUGAAGGGGCAACCUCGUUCCUUUUUACGGAAUAUCAGUAUGUCGGGAUUUUCAUGGUUGCUUUUGCAAUCUUGAUUUUCGUUUUCCUUGGCUCAGUUAAUGGGUUCAGCACAAAGAGCCAGCCUUGCACAUAUGACCCACAAUCAAUGUGCAAGCCAGCUCUUGCCACUGCUGCCUUCAGCACGGUAUCGUUCCUGCUUGGAGCUUUCACUUCAGUGGUUUCUGGCUUCCUAGGGAUGAAAAUUGCCACAUAUGCAAAUGCUAGAACCACCUUGGAGGCAAGAAAAGGGGUUGGGAAGGCCUUUAUUGUUGCGUUUAGGUCUGGCGCUGUCAUGGGUUUUCUCCUUGCAGCAAGUGGACUUUUGGUACUUUACAUUAUCAUUAACCUCUUCAAGCUGUACUAUGGUGAUGACUGGGAAGGCCUUUUUGAGGCUAUAACUGGUUAUGGUCUUGGGGGUUCCUCCAUGGCUCUCUUCGGCAGGGUCGGUGGAGGUAUCUACACAAAAGCUGCUGAUGUUGGUGCUGAUCUUGUAGGCAAGGUUGAAAGGAACAUUCCUGAGGAUGACCCAAGAAAUCCAGCUGUGAUUGCAGACAAUGUUGGUGAUAAUGUUGGGGAUAUAGCUGGGAUGGGUUCUGAUCUCUUUGGCUCUUAUGCCGAGUCAUCAUGCGCUGCCCUAGUCGUUGCUUCCAUCUCCUCAUUUGGGAUUAAUCAUGAUUUGACUGCAAUGUUGUAUCCUCUAAUCAUCAGCUCAGUUGGUAUUGUUGUUUGUUUGAUAACAACCUUGUUUGCAACGGAUUUCUUCGAGGUCAAAGCUGUUAAUGAGAUUGAACCAGCAUUGAAAAACCAGCUCAUUAUUUCAACAGUUCUGAUGACUGUUGCAGUUGGAAUUGUUACAUGGAUAUCUGUUCCAUCUUCAUUCACCAUCUUCAACUUUGGAACCCAAAAAGUAGUGAAGAACUGGCAACUCUUCUUAUGUGUCGCUGUUGGUCUUUGGGCUGGACUCAUUAUUGGAUUUGUUACUGAGUAUUAUACAAGCAAUGCAUACAGUCCUGUGCAAGAUGUUGCUGAUUCCUGCCGAACUGGAGCGGCUACUAAUGUCAUAUUUGGGCUAGCAUUGGGAUACAAAUCUGUCAUUAUUCCUAUAUUUGCUAUUGCAGUUAGCAUAUUUGUUAGUGUUAGCUUUGCUGCCAUGUAUGGUGUUUCGGUUGCUGCCCUUGGAAUGCUGAGCACCAUUGCCACUGGGUUGGCUAUUGAUGCAUAUGGUCCCAUCAGUGAUAAUGCUGGAGGCAUUGCUGAGAUGGCAGGCAUGAGUCAUAGAAUCCGGGAGAGAACCGAUGCCCUUGAUGCCGCUGGAAACACAACUGCUGCUAUUGGAAAGGGUUUUGCUAUUGGUUCUGCUGCUCUGGUGUCCUUGGCUCUGUUUGGUGCCUUUGUGAGCCGUGCAUCUAUCACGACAGUUGAUGUGCUCUCUCCAAAGGUUUUUAUUGGUUUGAUUGUCGGUGCUAUGCUUCCUUACUGGUUCUCUGCCAUGACAAUGAAGAGUGUGGGAAGUGCAGCUCUGAAGAUGGUUGAGGAAGUCCGUAGGCAAUUCAACACCAUCCCUGGUCUUAUGGAGGGAACUGCGAAGCCCGACUAUGCUACCUGUGUUAAGAUCUCCACUGAUGCUUCUAUCAAGGAGAUGAUCCCACCUGGUGCCCUUGUUAUGCUCACCCCACUCAUUGUUGGGAUCCUUUUCGGUGUAGAAACUCUGGCUGGUGUUCUUGCUGGAUCUCUCGUGUCUGGUGUACAGAUUGCCAUCUCUGCUUCCAACACUGGCGGUGCUUGGGACAAUGCCAAGAAGUACAUUGAGGCUGGUGCUUCUGAGCAUGCGCGAACCCUCGGUCCCAAAGGAUCAGAUCCACACAAGGCAGCUGUUAUUGGAGACACCGUUGGAGACCCUUUGAAGGACACAUCUGGACCUUCACUCAACAUCCUCAUCAAGCUAAUGGCGGUUGAAUCACUUGUGUUUGCACCAUUUUUCGCUACGCAUGGUGGCCUCCUCUUCAAGUUAUUAUAAACCAUUGAAUCAAAUGUGGGAUAGACAGUCUACUGGUCACUCUCUGCUGGAUCUUUGUUCUUCCCUCCACAUGCUAAAAAUUAUUAUGUAGUUUGUAGUGCAUGGUUGACUCUUAAUUGGCAGCAAAUUUUCCCUCCCAAGGGGUUGGCCACGAGGACGAGGACGAUAAUGAUCAGUGUUAGGAAGAGUUAGUAACUCAUUGUUAUCCCUGUUUUUCUGGGUAUUGGUAGAGCAAUUAAUUUCUGAAUCCCUUACAUUCCUUCUCUUUUUGUUCUGCUGUUAUCUCUGGGUUCUUACCUAAUUGGCCAAGAUUGAUUGUUUCUGUUUUUUACCAAGAUUAUAUUGAACAACUUGCAAGGUUUUUUUGGAUGGUCA